Messenger RNA from Chrysemys picta bellii (western painted turtle), 3447 nucleotides. It is a transcript of the gene PRR16, whose product is annotated as proline rich 16. Gene Ontology annotation, biological process: positive regulation of cell size; positive regulation of translation. The record is from RefSeq and is a predicted model, not a curated record. Lineage: Eukaryota; Metazoa; Chordata; Testudines; Emydidae.
UUUGCACAGAGAAAAAAAAGGGGGAAAGUUUGCGUAAAAAACCUCCUGCCCCUCUCCACCAACCUACCCUCCCCCCUGUCUGGACCAAGCAGUCCUGAAGUGCGUACUCGGGGAUUGUGGGUUUAGGCUCGACCCGUGGCGGGAGGUCGGAGGAGAGUCAGGCAGGCUGCCGGGGUGGGCACAGCAGGGAUCGCACGCACGGCUUCCCCUCACACCGGCUCUCUCCCCUCUGUGAGUGGCAUACCCUGUGCGUGCGCGUGUGCCUACGGGAGGGAGGGAGCCAGGCGCAGGCGCACCGUCCGCCCGUCUGCAGCCCGGGCGCUUUCAGUGCAGAUCACGGGGAGUUGAUGGCAGCAGCGCGGUGCAGCCACCCGGCGGAGAGCGGAGCGUGGCGGAGCCCUGAGCCCAAAAUGUGCGGGGAGGAAGACAGCGGCUGCAGCAGCUCCGGGAGCCCGAGGGACGGGACCGGGCACCCGCUGGUUACUCAGCUCUCCUGACCUGCAUACCCCCUCCCCACACAUCGCUCCCCCAAAGAAUGUCAGCCAAGUCCAAGGGGACCCCCGCCUCCUCCUCGCCACCCGAGGGGCCGCCCGCAGCCUCCAAAGCCAAGGUGAAGGAACAGAUCAAGAUCAUCGUGGAGGAUUUGGAAUUAGUCCUGGGGGACCUGAAAGACGUGGCCAAGGAACUCAAGGAGGUGGUUGACCAGAUUGACACAUUGACAUCUGACCUGCAGCUGGAGGAUGAGAUGACAGACAGUUCCAAAACUGACACGCUGAACAGCAGCUCAAGCAGCACAACAGCGUCCAGCUUGGAGAAAGCCAAAGUGCGUGCCAAUGCACCUCUCAUCAAACCCCCAGCACACCCAUCUGCCAUUCUCACCGUACUGAGGAAACCCAAUCCACCACCACCUCCACCACGGUUGACUCCUGUGAAGUGUGAAGACCCUCACAGGCCAGUUCCUUCUGCCAACCCUGUAAAGACUAAUGGGACCCUACUUCGAAAUGGAGGUUUACCAGGAGGACCAAACAAGAUUCCUAAUGGGGAUGUAUUUUGCAUACCUAAUAGUAACUUGGACAAAGUUCCAAUGCAUCCUCUGAUUCAUAGACCUGAUAAAGACAGGUGUCCUCAGACAGGAACACGGGAACGAGUACGAUUUAGUGAGAAAGUACAGUACCAUGGCUAUUGCCCUGACUGUGAUGUUCGGUAUAACAUUAAAAACAGGGAGGUCCACUUACACAGUGAGCCGGCCCACCCGCUGGGAAAGCUUCCUCACCAAUGUCCUCCUUUACCACCGCCGCCUCCUCCUCUCCCUCCAUUGCCUCUAGAAAAUGGAGGCUUGGGAAUAAGUCCCAGUAAUAGCUUUCCCCCUCUCAGACCUGCGACUGUGCCUCCACAAACUGCACCAAAACCCCAGAAGACCAUCUUGAGAAAGUCAACCACUACAACAGUGUGAUGUAUGCCACUUGAAAAACUGUUUGUUUUUUCCUAUAUAUAAACAUAAACAAAUAGGUAAUGAGCACUUUCUACUCAAGCAAUAAAAAGCCCAAAUAUAUUACAUCCUGUGUUCAGCGAAGUGGCAUAAAAAUCAUAUGGAAUAAUUUGAAAGGUAAAAUCUCUUCAGAGACUUGCAGCAGAAGAAUAGAAGUGUGCUCCUUCAGGCUGGAAGGAAUAUCUACAUUUGGAGGCAUAUCAGUUAUUUCUUUGAUGUCGGAUUCGUCAUUGUGACUUCUUGCAGGCCAGAUCUGAUGAAAGUAAUGAGGAACCUGACCCUCCUUGGAGCAUGGAAGCCCUUAGAGUCAGAGCACAACUAAUCACUGGUGUAAUCUGCAUGAAAUCAUCUGCCUCAGAUCUGACAGCUACGAGCUGAGCCCUGACAAAAGCCACAGCCUUAAAUUCUGUUCACUCAGAAAGAAGAAUAAAGAGGACUAAAUACCUUGCCCCAUGACAGAAACAACUGUCUCCAAGCCUGACACUUGAGAAGUUCAGUACUGAGCAAUUAGAGUAACAAACAAUAAAUCAAUUUUUCAUGCGGUCCAGCCAGCAUCCAAAAAUAUUUAAAUAUGUAGCCAAAAGGAAACAUGAAGCACUUAAGUGAUUGCAGGAAAAGCAAUGCAUGUACUACAACAGAGGAAUAUUGCUUUUUGUGGGGAAAGAAGACCUCUGCCAUCCCUUGUACAUAUUCAAAGCCAUAGAAGAACGGAGCUCCAGUGAUGCUAAAAUGUUUGAAAGAAUGUUGUCUCCUGUUCUCCACCCAAAUCUGAAGGAAAAAAUUAGCUGUUACAGAUUGCAUCUCAAUGCACUUCUAAUAUUUGCACUGUCACUUCCAUUCAGGGUAAUGAUGUGUGCCAUCAUUUGCACAGAUGGCCCCAUGAGAUUUUAGACCGCAACAAGCUGUAUCUUGCAGGGGCUCCAAAAGGAAUUAAAAAGUAAAAAGCUGAAGAAAAGGAAUGCUCUCUUACAGUGAGAAUUUCUCCCCACAGGAAAAUAGUCCUUCUUAAGAUUAAAAAAAAUAUGUAUAUGAGAAAAGCAUCAACGUGAUAAAGUGGAUUUAAAAAGGGAUCUAAAAUUUUUUUAAUGAAAUUCAUUUUAUAUCAUAGUAACAGCCAAGAGAUUGAACUAUACACCCAGAAUGUUCCUGUUGGACAUUGACAGUAUCCUCCUAGAAAAUAUUAAAGAAAAAAGUCAUUUGUAAUAUGUAUUUGACAUAUAAUAAUUUUUAUAGCCAUUUAUCUAUGCUUCAUGAAGAAAUGUAAAAGACAAACAGCAUUUUCAGUUUAUUUUUCUAAAUAAAUGUGUUGUUUGUAUUAUUUGCAGUCACUUAUUUUAGAUGGUUUUCAUUACCCCAAAAAAGGAUUUAAAGAUGGAACCAAAACAUAGCAACUGUUUUGCCAUGUUAAAUCGUAACGAUUUGCAGACUGAAAGCUUUAAUAUAAAUAUUAUAAUUUGUAAAAUUAUAAAGUAUAUUUAUACUGCAAAUAUGUAUGGAAAACAAGAAGAGGAGGUAUUUUAACUCUUAGUUUCAGUACAUAGGUUAUUUUGAUAGUCACAUGAACGAAUGUGAAGUUAUAUAAUUGGUACAGGUUUUUUUCUGUAAUAAUAUGUUGUAGCAAAUGAAGAUUCAGCUGCCUAGGAAUUCAGAGAAUAAUUCUAAUGUUCAUGAUUUUCCAAAAUUACACACACUCCCCUUGUCAAGUGAUUCACUUCAUCCAGGAACCACUUUUUUCAUACUGUAACAUACUCACAAGGCCAUUAAAGAUGCCGCUAUUUGGUCAAGAGGAAUUUGGAAACCUAAGGGGUAAGAGAGAUUGAUCAUUACAAUCAUCCACAGAUUUUCAUUUAGGAACAGUCAUUGUAUCUGUCUAAUGGAGUAUUUUGUUAUCAAGUCAUUGAACACAUUGAUUCUAGAGCUGUUUUGAAUAAAAAUAUAUAUUUUCCUUUUUUUCAUUA